CCUUAUAGUUUUUGAAUUUUGACUUUUGACAUAAUCAAUUAUCAAUUUUUGAUUUUCAAUCAAAAUUUUUGAUCAAAAACAAUUUUGAGGGGUACUGAAAAAGUCACAUAAAAAUAGAAAUUAUAAUAUACUUGAUCGAUUAACAUUUAUUUUUCUUCUGGAUACACAUAUUAUGGGGGGCGACGGACACGGUCAUGGACAUGGUCAUGGACCCCCAUAUACAGUACCCGAUUACAGGAUAUAUAAGGUUAAAGAUGUGCCCGAACUGUUGGCUACUGAAAGAGCCUUAUCUGCCCAUGGUUUAAAAGAUCCCUGGCUUCGCAAUGAAGUUUGGAGAUACAAUCCCAAGGAAUUUGGGACCCAUAGCUCUAGAUUAAAUACGCUGGUUUUUAGAGGAUUCAAACUUGGAUUUGGAGCUUUUGUGGCCACAGUUAUCGGAACAGCUAUUUACGAUAAAAUGAAUCCUAGUGAUCAUGGCCAUGGACAUGGGCAUCAUUAAAUGUGUGUAUGUUGUGAACGUAGGAUUUUUAUAAAUAGGAAUAUAUAAUAUAACAAAA
Molecule: messenger RNA, 557 nt
Organism: Diabrotica virgifera virgifera (western corn rootworm)
Lineage: Eukaryota; Metazoa; Arthropoda; Insecta; Coleoptera; Chrysomelidae
Gene: ND-B12
Product: NADH dehydrogenase [ubiquinone] 1 beta subcomplex subunit 3
Exons: 2
Coding region: 173-499 (108 amino acids)
Biological process (GO): mitochondrial respiratory chain complex I assembly; electron transport chain
Cellular component (GO): mitochondrion
Source: RefSeq, a predicted model, not a curated record